AUGGCUGCCAGUGUCAUCCAGUCGCUGAGUGAGUUCGGCUUCAGCUCGGUGCUGCAGCCCUGCUUCCUGUCCAGACAGGAAGAAGAGGAGCUAGAGGCAGAAGAGGAGGAGGAGGAAGUGGAAGAGGAGGAGGCAGGACGAGAGGAUGAGGACGUGAGGAGCCGAGAAGAAGAGGAAGAAGAUGACGAUGAGGAAGAAGAGGAGGAGGAGAUGGACAUUGCCAAUCAGCUUCUUCGGUUCGCUGAGCUAAAGGACUCCUCUACCAAUCGCCUCCUCCGUUUCGCCGAGCUCAUCAGCAACGACGUGCAGCGCUACUUUGGGCGGAGCCAGGAGGCCGAGAGCGGGCAGGAGAGGCGGGACAUCUACGGGAGCCAGGAGCCAAUCAGAGCUGCGCAGGGCAGCAGCGGACGGCAGCGUUACUACGACGACCUGUUGCGUAUGGCCCAGGCCCCUGGGGUGGAGGAGCCUAAGCGCCUAAACCCCAACGGCCUCGGCCCAUUGGCUGAGCUGUUCCAGGAAGAGCAGAGGAAGGGGCGUGGCCUGCCUAUGAGCCAGAGGAGCCUGCCAAUCAGCUUCUGGACAGAGCCACACCCCUCAGCCCUACAGGGCGCGUUCGGUACAGCCCAGUCUUUAGCCAGUGUCCCAGAGUGCAUGCCCAAUAGGUCUAGUACAUCAGUCAUCGCUAAUGCAUCGGUGAACAUCCCUACUAGCUCUAAUACCCCGGUGAGCACGCCCAGUACCUCAUGUGCCCUAGUGGGCAUUUUCAGCAGUGCCCCCUCUUUACAGAGCAUGCCCAGUACCUCCUGUGCUCUGGGAGCGUAUUCAGUAGGCCCUGCCCUCCACAGAGCAUGCCCAGUACCUCAUGUGCUCCAGGGAGCGUAUUCAGUAGCUCCUGUGCUCCAGUGA
Molecule: messenger RNA, 906 nt
Organism: Engraulis encrasicolus (European anchovy)
Lineage: Eukaryota; Metazoa; Chordata; Actinopteri; Clupeiformes; Engraulidae
Product: protein PERCC1
Exons: 3
Coding region: 1-906 (301 amino acids)
Source: RefSeq, a predicted model, not a curated record